AAAACGCUGUCGGCGCAGUUGUUUUGUUUACAUUCAAAUUCAGUCGUGCUUUUCUUCGUGGAAAACACAGUUUUUCAUUGAAAAUAUUUAUUAAUUCGCACAAGAAAUAAUGGCUGAAAACUCGCAGUCUUCAACGAAACAUGUGAAACAGAGAAAGAACCUGCUGAAACCUGGAGAAUGUCAUAAACAUAUCCUUGUUGAGAUUGAUCCUGGAAUCAUAGCUAAUGAAUGCGGCUCUCAGAUUACACAGGAACUUUCCCAGGCUGACAUGCAAAGUGAGAUUAAAUCACAAAUGCUUCCCAUGACAAUAACUUGGAGGCGAGAUUUUGAGGGAUGUCCAGAAUCCGGAGAUUUUCUUCUGUAUGUGAUUCUUGGUCAGGAGAUGCUGGACAGCGUGAAGGAGGACAGUUUCAAGGGACGAAUAGAAAGUCUUAAAGGGAUAUUUCCCGGGAAAACCCCAGUGAUUAUUGUUUAUGGACUGAAAGAGACUUUCCGGAAGGGUAAGAAAUCUGUUUCCCGGAUGGAUAUUGAGAUGAGUCUCGUUGAGGUUCAGAUUAUGUACAAUUGCUGCCACAGAUUGGUUGAGAAUCCUGCAGAUUUAGCCGCCACUGUGGUUCAGUUCAGCAAAAGCAUCGCCGAAACGCCUUUCAAGAGGGAGGAAAUUGAGAAAGCUCUUUCUGAGGAUUGCUACUUCAGCAGCCACAGCAAGGGCAACGUGAAGAUUCAAAAUGGGGCCGGAUACUCACGCUUGUGGCAGGAACACCUCAUUAAAUUCCCGCACGUCGCCCUGGAGGCAGCUCAGGCCAUCACAGGAGCGUAUCCCAUGCCUCGGCUGUUGGUCAAUGCCCUCGAUGCUUCGGAUGAUCCAGAAAACCUCCUCGCGAACAUCCCAGUGAGGCGCUCUGGCGGUCCUUUGGCUGCUCAGCGAAAAGUCGGCCAGGAACUCAGCAGGAAGAUCUGCACGCUGUAUACAACAGAAAACCCGGACACUGUCUUGUGA
This is a messenger RNA of Phlebotomus argentipes, 1000 nucleotides long. It is a transcript of the gene mms4, whose product is annotated as crossover junction endonuclease EME1. Gene Ontology annotation, cellular component: Holliday junction resolvase complex; nucleus. NCBI's taxonomy places the organism in Eukaryota, Metazoa, Arthropoda, Insecta, Diptera, Psychodidae. Gene Ontology annotation, biological process: double-strand break repair; mitotic intra-S DNA damage checkpoint signaling; resolution of meiotic recombination intermediates. The transcript has 4 exons. The coding region runs from base 110 to 1000 and encodes 296 amino acids. The record is from RefSeq and is a predicted model, not a curated record. Gene Ontology annotation, molecular function: DNA binding; nuclease activity.